AUUCCCAGACCAACGCUUGGGAAAUGGCUAGAAUCUCGCUGUUCAUUAUGAAACAAGCACUCCUCCGGCUUGGGAGGGGCGCCCUCCUAGGAACCUGAUUUUGGGGGGGGUUAGUAACGCUUGGGAGGACCCAUUGUUCUGGCGCAGACAGCAUCUCAUAAGUACGUCGGGCGUGUAAAGCGAAUUACGUUGCGUUAAGUAUCGAGGGCACUAGGUGCUCUGUGCCUGAUCUCAUUUAAUCCUAACAACUCCGAGAAGUGGUUAAAAGAACAAUUUUGCUGAUCAAGAAGGGGAGGCUGAGCGGUACCUUGGGAGAAAGGUACAACACUCGGUGGUUAGACAGCUACGUUUGGAGCCAGACUGCUUGGGUCUACGUUCACUCUGCUGUUUGCUACUUUCAUGACCAUAGGCAAUUACGUAACUUUCUGAGUUUCAGGAGUUUUUUCUUGUUUUUGCAUUUGUAAGUGGGGAGUAGACAUAGUGUUAAUUUCAUAGGACAUGGGUUGUGUGAGGAAUAAGAGAGAUGACCCCUGUAAAUACUUAGCGCAGAGCCUAGCACAUGGUAUAAGUGUCCAGUCGUUAAUUAUCGUUAUUCUAGAAGAUUGCACAGUCAGGAGUUGACGGAGGUGAAACUGACUUCGGAUCUGGCUAUUCCACUACCUGGUACUGUCUCCUAAGGGUUGGGUUUACAAUAGUCUACUCACAAGAAACCGAUGGUUGCGUCACUAACCUGCCUUUGGGUGUCGUCUGGAGUGGAAGGGGUCCUGCUGUUUGUUGCUCUUUUUGAUUUUCAUGAUAUUUCUCCUUAUAGAAGAGGAGACCCAGGGUAUGUCUUUUGGUCUCUCUGCCAUGAUAUGGGACCAGUGAUCUUUUACUUUCCUCUGCAAACCCUCGAACUCACUGGGCUUGAAGGUUUUGGCAUAGCAUUUCUUUCUCCAAUAUUGCUAACCAUUAGUCCUUUCUGGAAAUUGGUUAACAAGAAGUGGAUGCUAACCCUGCUGCGGAUGAUUACUGUUGGCAGCAUAGCCUCCUUCCAGGCUCCGAAUGCCAAACUUCGGAUAGUGGUCCUCGCGCUUGGUGUGUCUUCGUCUCUGAUAGUGCAAUCUGUGACAUGGUGGACAGGAAGUGGUUUGCAAAGGUACCUCAGAAUCUGGGGAUUUAUUUUAGGACAGAUUCUUCUUCUAGUUCUUCGCAUAUGGUACACUUCACUAAACCCAAUCUGGAGUUAUCAGGUGUCCAACAGAGUGAUCCUGACCUUAAGUACCAUAGCCACCCUUGAUCGCAUCUUCACAGAUGGUGACUGCAGUAAACCUGAGGGGAAAAAGACUGGCGAGGCAGCCAAGGGGAUGGCCUCUAGACCUAACUGGUUGUUGGCGGGGGCUGCCUUUGGCAAUCUCAUAUUCCUCACCCACUGGGUGUUUGGAGAGGUCUCCCUCGUUUCCAGAUGGGCAGUGAGUGGCCAUCCCCAUCCAGGGCCGGAUCCUAACCCAUUUGGAGGUGUAAUUCUGCUGUGCUUGGCGAGCGGAUUGAUGCUCUCGGCUUGUUCAUGGUUUCCUGGUACCGGUGUAAUCUGGUGGGUUACAGGAGUGGCUUCAGCUGUGGGUCUCCUUUACCUGCCCACGUGGGCAGCCGCUGUUUCUGGCUGUGUGCUUGCCCUCUUCACAGCGUCCAUGUGGCCUCCAGUGCUUGGACACCUUGUUAGCUCUGGGUCAAGCCCUGGGAAAGCCAUGACCAUCGCCAUGAUAUUUUAUCUUCUAGAAAUACAUUUCUGUGCAUGGUGCACAGCUUUUAAAUUUGUCCCAGGAGGGGUAUAUGCUAGAGAAAGAUCUGAUGUGCUUUUGGGGACGGUGAUGCUAAUCAUUGGGCUGAAUAUGCUAUUUGGUCCUAAGAAAAGCCUUGACUUUCUUCUUCAAGCAAAAAACAGUCCUAAAGCGCUUUUCAGAAAGAGUGAAAAAUGCAUGAAACUUUUUUUGUGGCUGCUUGUUGGUGUGGGGUUGCUGGGAUUAGGAGUACGGCAUAAAACCUAUGGGAGGAAACUGGGCAAAGGGGCACCAGCCACAGAGAUCUCUGCCGCCAUCUGGGCUUUCAGGUUUGGCUACGACAAUGAAGGAUGGUCUAGCCUAGAAAGAUCAGCCCAACUGCUCAGUCAAACAGGUGCAGAUUUCAUAACAGUUUUGGAGAGCGAUGCUUCUAAGCCCUUUAUUGGGAACAAUGACUUAACCAUGUGGUUAGGGGAGAAGUUGGGUUUCUAUACCGACUUUGGUCCUAGCACAAGGGAUCACACUUGGGGGAUUAUGGCUUUGUCAAGAUACCCAAUUAUGAAAUCAGAGCAUCACCUUCUUCCGUCACCAGAGGGCGAGAUCGCACCAGCCAUAACGCUGACUGUUAACAUCUCAGACAGACUGGUGGAUUUUGUUGUGACACACUUUGGGAAUCACGAAGAUGACCUCGACAGGAAACUUCAGGCUAUUGCUGUUUCAAAACUACUGAAAAGUAGCUCUAAUCGAGUGAUAUUUCUGGGAUAUGUCACUUCAGCACCUGGUUCCAGGGAUUAUCUGCAGCUUGUUGAACACGGUAAUGUGAAGGAUAUUGACAGCACAGAUCAAGACAGAUGGUGUGAAUACAUUAUGUAUCGAGGGCUGAUCAGAUUGGGUUAUGCAAGAAUCUCCCAUGCUGGACUGAGUGACUCUGAAAUUCAGAUGGCUAAAUUUAGCAUCCCUGAUGACCCCGUUGAUUAUAGAGACAACCAGAAAGUGGUCACAGACCCCAGGGAAGUUCCUGAGAAAAUUCAUUUCAAUCCCAGGUUUGGAUCCUACAAGGAAGGACACAAUUUUGAGAACAACCAUCAUUUUCAUAUGAGUACUCCCAAAUACUUUUUAUGAGCUAUUUAAAACAAGAAUUCAUUGACUGGGCAAGUCUAAGGAAAACAAAAGUAUGCAAGAUAAAAAGAAGAGAUGAAUGAAAGUGGGAAACCACAUACAAAGAAUGAAAAAUAUGCUAUCUGUACAGGGGGAUAAUCCAUCAAUUUAUAAAAUAUAUUGUGUAAUAAAAGCAUUUCUCCAA
This is a messenger RNA of Equus quagga, 3063 nucleotides long. Its product is annotated as PGAP2-interacting protein. The record is from RefSeq and is a predicted model, not a curated record. NCBI's taxonomy places the organism in Eukaryota, Metazoa, Chordata, Mammalia, Perissodactyla, Equidae. The transcript is spliced from 16 exons. Bases 714 to 2882 code for a protein of 722 amino acids. Gene Ontology annotation, biological process: GPI anchor biosynthetic process. Gene Ontology annotation, cellular component: endoplasmic reticulum.